GAGCUCCUCAUUCUCAUGCAUUCAGGGGAUAUAUGGCUCCAGAGUACACAAGGAGAGGGCAUUUUUCAGCUAAGUCUGAUGUUUAUAGCUUCGGGGUGCUAGUUUUGGAGAUCAUCAGUGGGCAAAAAAUCCAUUCAUGCAUUGGGGAAGAUGGGGACGAUCUUCUAACUCAUGCAUGGAAACAUUGGAUGGAGGGGACUGCUCUGGAAUUGAUAGAUCCCAUUUUAAGAGAUGGAUCGACUGGUGAAAUGACGAGAUGUAUCCAGAUAGGCCUAUUAUGUGUUCAGGAAAAUGUUGCUAAAAGACCAACCAUGGCAUCUGUUGUUCUCAUGCUUAGUAGCAGUUCUGGACCUCUUCCAGUUCCCUCAAAAUCGGCAUAUCUUAUGCACUCUAUCAUGGAGUCAGAUACAUCUUCAGAAGCACCUGCUCAAUUCACAGUGAACAAGGUUUCAAUUUCCGAGCUAGAUCCUAGAUAGGAGCUGUAUGUAUCUUUUCAGUUUUUAACUGUGUGCUCCCUAUUCUUAACUUCAGUACUUUACUACACCAGGUCUGCACUGUUUCAGCAAGUGAAUUCAUCUGAUAUUAGGUCAAUACCUUAGAUUGUUUUAUAGAGUAUAUUCUCUCAAGACUUGAGAGUAUAUAAUUCUGCUUAUGGUAUGGUAAUUUUUCUU
Messenger RNA from Rubroshorea leprosula, 671 nucleotides. The record is from the annotation of a GenBank genome assembly. NCBI's taxonomy places the organism in Eukaryota, Viridiplantae, Streptophyta, Magnoliopsida, Malvales, Dipterocarpaceae.